GAUAAUGAUAUAGCACUGUACUUGUUCAGUCAAGGCACCCAAUCUCAAACUGAGUGGUGUUUUAAUUUGUCAUCACAUAUAACUUUUAUUUUUUGUUUGUUUCCCCCCUCACGUAUCUGAGAAGGCCUCGCCUCCCCUGAUGAGCUGCGUGUUCUUUUCUGAGACUAAAACUUCAUAUUUUGUGAAAGUUGAGCCCUCGUCUUCACAGAAGCCAAAUGUCUUCCACGUCCUCCACUCGCCCUCCUCCUCUCGUCCUCGUCCUCUUCCUCCUGCUGUGUCGUGAGCUGUGGGGCUUCGAGGCUCCCGAGGAUAAGCAGGAUGUGUUUGCGAGAAAAGCCUGCCCUGCUUUUCUGACCUUCACCAACGCGGCCCACCUGGCCGGAGUCACCGUGGAGCUGCCCUGCCACUGCAAACCACAACAGGUCCAGUCAGUCGUGUGGUUCUUCAGAAAACGCCUGGGCAGCGCCGAGGAGACGAGAGCCCUGACCGAUCACCAUGGCAACACGCUUCUGGACACCAGUCGGGUCCCUCACAGCGGCGACCUGCGGAGUCGCUUCUCCAUCCGCCUCUUCAGCCUGUUGGUCUUCAGGGCGGGGCUCGACGACUCCGGCAUCUACAUCUGCGGCUCUGCCCGCAAGGACUUCUUCUAUGCCUACGACCUGGACAUCCAGGAGGCACGCCGCCUCAGCUUCGCUCCAAGGCUCGCUCCGGAUACGACGAACAGGAAACUGAACGAGGGCAACGGACUCGGCUCCGCUCAGCCGCUGUACCGGGUCUUCACCAGCUUCCGGCCCUGGUCCGUGUGCGAUCGCUGUGGAGUGCCGGGGGAACAGGUUCGCGCGGGACUCUGCUACGUCCACUCCCAGUUCCUCCACGUGCGCUACAGACGGGCCAACGUGACGGUCGCUUCAUGCGGCUCGGGGGCGGUGCCCAGGGCCUUUGGCGGUCUCAAGCAGAGCAGGGUCGGGGCCAAGUUGGAGGUCAAAAGCUGUCAGGUGACUUGCCCGGCUCCACCUCCCCCCUCCUCCAAACUCCUUGCUCUGAUGGCAUUUCUCAGUUCUGCCUCCCUGCCGGUGGAGGUGCCGGUGUUCUUCCUGAACCACCCAGCGGACAGUGUCCUGACCCUAGGUUGCCCCGGUGCGCGACCUCACAUGGCCGUGGCCUGGGACCGGGCGUCUGAACCAAUUUACAGAUGUGAACGCUCAACAGGAAGUUACACCUGCGCCGCGCCGGGCACCUCCAGAGUGCAGAUAGACACCGGACACCACCUGGUAUUUAAUCGCGCAAAAAGCCAGGACUCGGGUGUCUACCACUGCUGGCUGCAGGGUCGCCGGGCCGCUCAGAUACGUCUACUAGUCUACGUCCAUUUUGGGCGGGGCCAGUCAGUGACAUCGCACCCCGACUUCCCGGAGGCCGUCAAGACUGUGUUGACAACAUACGCCGCCAUGACGGCUGUGUUCGGCCUGCUGGUGUUUGGCAGAGCUGGAGUGCGAUGCCUCAGAGACGCCGAAGAAACACACGUGGCUUAAACUGCAGAAUGAGACAUCAUUUCAAUAUCCGACACUGAAGGUCACACCACUUGGUUGUGUGCACGGAUGGAAAUACAAAAAAAAAAGUCAAAAGCUGUUAUUUAUAAUCCAUCCUCGCCGCGUGUCCUCGAGUGAACGGCAGGUAGAGACGACGCUCCGGCGGAAGAACCUGCGCAGGGAAAUAUCUCCAGCUCAUUUGUGUUGGAGGGAAAUGUGACACUGUCCCCUGAGCGGCGCGGCGCGGCGCUGCCUUGUUAAAGCCAUGAGAUCACUCUGCGUCACGGUGAGCUGCUUUUUGUAGUCGGCGGCUGGAGGGCAGGGAACAAGGCCAGGUGAGAGAAAUUCAGACCACCACACACACACACACACACACACACACACCGCGGUCAUUAAUCACCUACAGUUAAAGCCCCGCGAUGGCGGCCGCCCUGCAGGAAGAUGGAUGAACGCCGACUAGUUUCCUAACCUCGUUGUGGCCUCGCAAAUGCAGACAGAGUGUUACACGCUUCCUGCGGCGAGGCUACCUGCGAGCUGCCGCGCUGCACCGCCAGAUCGAUGAGCAACUUCCGGUAAUCCCUGAUUUCUUGCCGUUUUGUUGAUUGAUGCAAUUCGCCAAAGAUGUGAACGCGCUCAUUGCAGCACUGUGUGUGCGUGUGUGUGUGUGUGCAUGUGUGUGUGUGAGUGUGCAUGUGUGUGUGUGUGUGUGUGUGUGUGUGCGUGCGUGCCUCUCAUUUAACAAGGAGCGCUUCCAAUUUGACCAAAAAUUAGAAAGGCACUCAGGAGAUUGCAUACCUCCGCCGAGGUUCGACUGUCUCCUUAAAUUCAAGGAAGCUGCACCAAACAGCGCACACUCAUAAAUAUCAGCCUCCUUCAUAUGCCAGAUUGUUGUCAUCAGGAGCCAUGAAUUAUUAUCUGGGGAAAUCGGAAAGAAUGUGCCCCCCCCCCCCAAAAAAAACCCCCCAAACUAUCUCACAAUGUUAAAGAAAGUAAUGAAAAAUUAUUCAAUCUUCCCCAAAAUGUUAUUGGGUCAAAAAGGGGAAAACAAAAACCUCCUCGGCGAAAGUGAAUUAGUAAAAGUGUUUACAGAGGUUUCCCCGUGGAGGGUUCUGGGGAACGUUCUAGGAAGUUAAGUCUUCUUAUCUGAAUAACAAUAUUGUCAGGACGGCAGCUCCGUCGAAACAACUCAUGGCGACCUGCAGCCUCAACCCUGUUGUGUGUUGAACCCUUUGGAGACGGGCCUGGAGACGAGAGGCCCGAUGAGAGAAUCCGCCCGCCCUCCGGCCGGUGUGUCAUCGAGCCUCCCGCGCGCUGAAGGUUCUGGUCCGAGGCGCAUCCUUCGUCCUCUGAUGACCUUCAAGCUUAUCUGAAGGAGCCUUCCGUUAAGAUCUCAUCAGAGGCUUCCCCCCUUCCUGUUUCAUUAAGCCCAGUAUGAUUGUCAACACCUUUAAUUUCCUGUCCGUCAUUCACGCUCGCUCUUUAUUCAACCUUUUCCCCAGCACACAUUAUUUCCCGUCUCCUUCUUCUUUCUUUAUUCUACCUUGACAGUAUUGCCCUCUCCCUCCGUGUUUUGAACUCCUCCCUAUCCCAAUGUUUCAACUUUUAUCCUCUUUUGUUCACGCUCGUCCCCCUUUCCAAACCUCUCCGUCUCUGCCCAGUCGCCCCUUGCCCUUUGUGAACUCUUCUCCUGUAUGAGAAAUGUGUUUUCGAUUGAGGCUCGGCCGGUAUCAACAGUCUGCGGCUGCACUUCCUCACCGAGUGGAGCAGCUCAGCAGCAGAAUGUAAAUGAGAUAAAUGACUGGGGGGGGGGGGACACUUUGUCCUCCUUCCCCAGGUUAUAUGUUAUACUGAGCUAAAUGACCACAUUAGUCCAAUUAAAAAAAUAAAGCACAUUUUUAUGCUCUUUUUUUUUCUGCGUCAUGUUCGUUGACUCGCAGGAUUUCUGCUGUUUUCGUUUGACGCCUUUCGUUUGACACAUUUCACCAGAUCAUAAAUCUGUUCAUGCCAUCUAUUUAUUCAAUUUGCCUUUUUCCCGCCCGUGUGUUUUCUCUCUUCGUCAUCUUCAGUCAAUAUUGAAAUCCAUUUUACUUCGCCAUCACUUUUAUUUCCAUCGCAGCCUGCACUCGUCUCACUCGUCUCUGCCUGCCUCUCCAUUUCGUACCAUCUCUUCAUCUCUCCUCUGUCAUUUGGUCUCCAUCACUCCGCUGGUUUCUUUUUUUUCUUCCCCCCCUCUGCCUGCAGACACUCAUUCGCUCAUUCAUUCCUCUUACUUUAAGUCCACGUGAUGAAAAACCAUCCAUCAAAUGCGUCUCUCCUCUUUGGCCCUGCGUCUUCUUUUUAUUGUUGUUCCAGCCACCCUUGGGUGUCAUCGCUGUGAUAUCUAAGCGAUCCCUCUGGCAUUUAUUUCCUUCCCCGACAAUUUGCAUCUAAAUUAAACAUCCGGAUACAGAACACAGCGCCGCCAUUUGAUGGAAUUAUUGCGCUGGCAGAGCGGAGGCUCAGAGGAAAACUGAGCUGAACUGAUUCAUUAUUGCCACUGUUUUCUCGCUCACUCCUUGAUUUGCUGAUUUCUUUCAGUACAGAAUAUUUUUGCUCCUGUUUUACAGUAAUGAAGAGCCAUCUGGCAGAGGACCGCCUGUAUCUCUGGCUGUGCGUUUCUCACACCUGGGAAAUAAUUCUGAGCAUCUACUGGUCAGACCUCCAUAAGAAUCGCCGUCGAUUUUUAUGAUCCUCGAAUGAUGAACUGUAAUUGUGUCGGCCACCCUAUAACCUUUCCUCUAAUCCCAUCUAGUGACCUUCCAGCAGAGGAAGUAACCCUGGAGUUCAUCUUCCGUGUAUACAGUUAUUUUCUUGAUUGAUUUAACUCCAUUUGUUUGAUCAUCUUCAAAAUCCGAUAGUCAGGGGUUUUAAAGUUCUGCAAAUAAAAUAAAUUGGCUGAUGAAAUGUUUCAUUAACACAAAAAUAUCAAAUGGACAACCAAAAUACUUAUAAAUAUCUAUAAAUACUUAUAAAUAUAAUAAUUUUACUGUGCAGAUUGUUGUAAAAAUCUAGUUGUCAGUGCUCUCUCUGGUGUUGACACUUUCUUAUCGACUUCAGAUACUGAGCAUGGUCAAUAAACUACUGUAAGAGUGA
Molecule: messenger RNA, 4658 nt
Organism: Scophthalmus maximus (turbot)
Lineage: Eukaryota; Metazoa; Chordata; Actinopteri; Pleuronectiformes; Scophthalmidae
Product: Ig-like V-type domain-containing protein FAM187A
Exons: 6
Coding region: 216-1529 (437 amino acids)
Source: RefSeq, a predicted model, not a curated record